This is a messenger RNA of Annulohypoxylon maeteangense, 1375 nucleotides long. RefSeq lists its product as uncharacterized. The coding region runs from base 487 to 1164 and encodes 225 amino acids. The record is from RefSeq and is a predicted model, not a curated record. Gene Ontology annotation, molecular function: acyltransferase activity, transferring groups other than amino-acyl groups. NCBI's taxonomy places the organism in Eukaryota, Fungi, Ascomycota, Sordariomycetes, Xylariales, Hypoxylaceae. The transcript has 3 exons.
CUCCAGGUAAAUGUCAUAUAUCAUUGCAUAAGCAAACGGGAAGGACUCGCUUAUCAAAUACCUUCCUACCGGGUACAGAAGGCGCAUUCAAAACAAACAUUUUGCGAUAUGUAGACCGCGGACAGCUGGCAAAUAAGUGGGCCACAACUGCGGGCUAACUGUUGGCGUGAGCGCUUGCAGCUGUGAGGGGGAUCGGAGCCGGCGGUCGAAAGCUGUGUGACGGCUGUGAGCGGAUCCGUUGCCAGCUGGUUGUGAUCUGCCUAUGGCAAAAUGUUUUGAAUGCGCCUUCUGUAGGUAUUUCGACGUCGAUUUAUGUCUUGGGAAUUGACUCACUUUAUUGGAUAUAAUAGUUAUAUGCAUAUAAGCUACUCGUGUACCUAGGUAGGUAGUAUUAGAAAUAAUAUGCCAUAUCAAUUAUAGACUGUGCCUCCCCCGCUCUAGCAUUCCGAUUGUACCUGUUUUCUUUAAGGAUCAUACUUUAUUGCAAUGGCACCUGAUAAAGUAGAUGUCGUUUUACUUUCUGAUGAAGAGAUACCCACUUGCUUCGAGAUCCUGUCCAAGAGUUUCAGCAAUGGCGCCCCGUUCGUAGAUAUAUAUUUCCCGCACCACGACACGCCGUCGGGGCAAGCGCAGGGUUCCAAGCGUUUGCUAGAAUGGAAGAAAUCUUCUAGCGACUCUACGUUUCUGAAGGCAGUCGCUCGAGGAAAUCACGGGGAACAGGAACACAUUAUCGGUUUAGCCGUCUGGACGUAUAUGAAAGAGGCCCCGCAUGCCGAACUUGACAAGGACGAGAAUGUCGUGGAAGUAUGGCCUGACGAGGAUGACCGCGAAUAUAUGACUCGCCUAUGGAGAGAUUAUGUAAUACCACGAACUCAAGCCAUUGCUGCUUCUGAUGGGAAGGGAGUUUAUGUUCUCGAAUUACUGGCUGUCCAUCCGGAUUACCAACGCCUGGGUGCCGGUACUGCUCUUGUCAAAUGGGGAACUAAAGCUGCGGAUGAACAGGGAAUCAAGGCUGUUGUUGAGGGCACUCCGGUAGCACGAAGACUCUAUGAGCAAAGUGGCUUUCAUGCCAAGAUUGGGGAAAUGCGGUUUGACACAGGAGAGGAAUUUGCGGGAAGAAGGAAGCCUAACCUUAUAUUUAUGGUGAGAGAGGCUGAGUCUUGAAUGCCUAUCUAUAGAUCAUAAAAUGUGAAUCUGAAGGUAUCAUUUUGAGAAUAAAUAUCAUUGAAUAAUGUAUUAACCACUUCAUGGUUGACUGAACGUUAAAGAAUCACCCUGAAAAAUAGGGUGGAGGUGGGGGGUUCGGAAAUUUCCGGUUCAAUAUGUCACUAACAGGAUAAUCUUUUCUUUUAAUCAUAUAAACGGGUAUAUUUCA